GAUGAUGACGUUCUGAACAUCGGCACCCUUGGAGACACAAGAAAUGCCAUGCCUCACUAGAUCCAAUACGGCAGGUCAAGACAACGUUGACAUGCUGUAUCACUUCGUUCCAGUACUAUCCCAUGUCUAUCCGACAUCAUGGAAGCAAACAUCACACUUACUACGCAGUGUACCUGCUACGAUAGCCUGUUCUGGCAUAGAGCGGGAAAGGGCAUGCUAACAAUGAUGAGCACAUCCCGAAGCCUUGGGGUUGGCAUGGUAUAAAAGCAUGCUGUUUGCACUACCUGACACCGUCUCUCCUCGUCCGUGAGCUGCAGUUAUGAAGUUUGUUCUCAGCCUUGCUCUGGCCGCUCUUGCUGCGGGUGUUUCCACCCGUAGCCCUUCCGUCAAUCAGUACGAGGGUACGAAGGUGUAUCAUGUCAAGACCGGGCGGCAUGUAAAGGAUAUUCAGAAGAGACUCGCGGGGCUCUCACACAAUGUAUGGGAGUCAGCUGCCGAUCACAUCGAUAUUGCAAUCCCACGCCAUGAAGUCGCCAAAUUCGAAGCACUGGGCCUUGACACACGCGUGUUACAUGCUGAUCUUGGAUCUUCGAUUGCUGCUGAAGCAGAGGUCAAGUCUACGUGGAAGAGGCAGGAGUACAACACCAGUGGCGAUUGGUUCGACAGCUACCAUCCUUACGAGGACCAUAUCGAAUACUUCAAAGAGCUUCAAGAGUCGUUUCCCGAAAACUCGAACUGGACAAGCUCGGGCACUUCCUUCGAAGGCCGAGACAUCUACGGAAUUCACAUGUGGGGUGCCGAUGGUCCGGGUAAGCCUGCUGUUCUUUGGCACGGCACUGUCCACGCCAGAGAGUGGAUCGUUGCUCCAACUAUCGAAUACAUCACCAAGCAGCUCAUCGACGGCUACAAGUCUGGUGACAACCUUACCCAGACCUUCCUAAACAACUAUGACUUCUAUAUUUUCCCCAUUGUCAACCCAGAUGGCUUUGUGCACACUCAGACAACAGACAGGUUAUGGCGCAAGAACCGCCAGCCACCCCCAGCUACUGCCGCAAAUCAGACUUGCUACGGUCGUGAUAUUAACAGGAACUGGGAACACAACUGGGAUGCCAACACGCGUGGCGCAUCCGACAAUGAGUGUUCGCAGGUUUACCGUGGCGUACGCCCUCGUGAUGCGCCGGAGAACGCUGCAUUGGACGACUUCCUCCGCGAAGUCCGUGACAAGCAAGGCAUUAAGCUGUACAUUGACUGGCAUAGCUACAGCCAGCUCAUUCUCUGUCCCUUCGGCCACGAUGAGUACCUCUACGCACCGCAGCUCGGCAGGUGGACUCGUGCUGCGUCGUUGAUGAGCCAAGAGAUUGCAGCCAACAGCUCAAACGCAACAACGUACACCUUUGGACCUAGCGGCGCUGUACUGUACCCCACUACCGGUGUUGGCGUCGAUCAUGUGUACGCUAUAGGUCGCGCUGAAUGGUCCUACACCAUUGAGCUGCCUGAUACUGGUGACUUCGGCUUUGUGCUUCCGCCUGUGCGCAUCCGCCCGGCUGUUGAGGAGUCUUGGGUUGGCCAGAAGGUCUUGUUAAGUCUACUUGAUGAGGUCUUCUUCGACGGAGAGGGUCCUGCUGUCUUCUACUAACUUUGCGCGUUUGCGCCGUUGGUAAAUCGCGUAGUGACCAAGUCAUCAAAACAUGAAUUAUAUCGUCUAACCAUCUCCGGAACCUCGCCGCUUCUCUUAUC
This is a messenger RNA of Boeremia exigua, 1737 nucleotides long. RefSeq lists its product as uncharacterized. The record is from RefSeq and is a predicted model, not a curated record. Gene Ontology annotation, biological process: proteolysis. Gene Ontology annotation, molecular function: zinc ion binding; metallocarboxypeptidase activity. The coding region runs from base 320 to 1636 and encodes 438 amino acids. Lineage: Eukaryota; Fungi; Ascomycota; Dothideomycetes; Pleosporales; Didymellaceae. The transcript is spliced from 4 exons.